AUAAAGCCCUCCUCCUCGGCCAAGGUAGAGGAAGUUGGGCUCCCGCCUGGAUGGGAGGCGGGAGGGAACUCAGCUCCUGUUGUUUUCCGUCUGCGGGAGCGGGUGGCGGGCGCAGGGGGCGGGGUGCGCCCUCCCACCCCGGGCCGGGCGCUCGGGAGAGACAGUCGCGCUUGGAGCCUAGUGCAGCUCCUAGCCCCUGACAUCGGGCUCACCCCAAGCAUCCUUCCUGGGGGCUGCGGAAAGUGGAGCUACUCUGUCGUUCCGAGGACCUGGGAGGAGUACUGGGUACCCUUGGGGCUGAGCCCUGGGGGGCGCACACUCAGCCAAGCCGGACCUUGCGUUUCCCGAAGGGCCCCUGCCCGCAUCUGGGACGAGAUGGCCGCAGGCGUCCGGGCGUCCGAGUCCUGGGUUCUCGUCUGCUUCGGAGCGCUACUGGCCCGCUGGGUCUCCACAGGAUUGGAGGCUGUCAUCAUUGGAGAAAUUCAUGAGAACAUCACCCUGCACUGUGGCAACAUCUCGGGACCAAGGGGCCUCGUGACCUGGUGCCGCAAUGACUCGGAGUCGGCCUUCCUCUUGUCCUCCAACUCCAGCCUCCCACCAGCCCAGUCGCGCUUCUCUCUGGUGAAUGCCAGCUCCCUGCACAUCGAGGCGCUGAACCUGCAGGAUGAGGGGAACUACACCUGUUCUGAGGUCCUGAACAAGACUGAGACCCGGAGGUUCCAAGUGUGGCUGCAGGUGGCCAACGGCCCCUCGCAGGUUGAGGUCAACAUCUCCAGCACUGGCAGGCUCCCCAACGGCACCCGCUACGCCGCCAAGGGCUCCCAGGUGGACUUCAGCUGCAGCAGCAGAUCCCGGCCUCCGCCCGUGGUUGAGUGGUGGUUCCAGGCCCCAGAUUCCACCGCCGAGCUCUUUGGGAACAACCUGACCACCAGCUGCUUCACGCUGUUACUAAUGUCACAGAACUUGCAAGGGAACUACACCUGUUUGGCCAAAAACAUGCUCAGCGGGAGACAUCGAAAGGUGACCACCGAGCUCCUGGUCUACUCUCCCCCUCCGUCAGCCCCCCAGUGCUGGGCAGAAGUGUCACCAGGAUUGUUCUCACUGCAGCUCAACUGUCGCUGGGCUGGGGGAUACCCAGAGCCAGACUUCCUGUGGACAGAAGAGCCAGGAGGUGUGGUCGUGGGGACAUCGAAGCUGGGGGUGGAGAUGCUGAGCCAGUCCCAGCUGUCAGAUGGCAAGAAGUUCAAGUGUGUCGGGAGCCACAUAGUGGGGCCGGAGUUGGGAGCCAGCUGUGUGGUACAGAUCAGGAGCCCCUCCCUUCUCUCUGAGCCCAUGAAGACUUGCUUCGUGGGGGGCAAUGUGACGCUUAUCUGCCAGGUGUCUGGAGCCUACCCCCCUGCCAAGAUCCUGUGGCUGAGGAACCUCACCCAGCCCGAGGUGGUCAUCCAGCCCAGCGGCCACCACCUCAUCACCCAGAGUGGCCAGAGCUCCACCCUCACUAUUCACAACUGCUCCCAGGACCUGGACGAGGGCUACUAUGUCUGCCGGGCUGAGAACGCCGUGGGGGUGAGGGAGCUGGACGUCUGGCUGAGCGUGAAAGAACCUUUAAACAUCGGGGGAAUUGUGGCCACAGUCGUGAGCCUCCUUCUGCUGGGACUGGCCAUUAUCGCCGGGCUCCUGUUGUAUUACAGCCCCGUGUUCUGCUGGAAAGGAAGCACUUUCAGGAGGCAAGACAUGGGUGAUGUCAUGGUUUUGGUGGAUUCGGAAGAGGAAGAGAUGGAGGAGGAAGAAGACGCUGCAGAAGAGGAAGAGGAGGAAGCUAGUGAGAGGGAGGAGUCGCCAAUAGAAAUAACCAAGUAUGGCCACAUUCACAAAGUGACUGCGCUGGUGAACGGGAAUGUGGACCAGAUGGGCAAUGGACUGCAGGCUCUGCAGGAUGACAGCAGUGAGCAGCAUACUGACAUCAUUCAAGAAGAAGACAGGCCAGUGUGAAGAAGACAACUGUCCUUUGAUGUCUUGUCUCAAAAGCUUGGAAAGCUGUGUUCAAGAUGAAUUUCAUAUUCUGCUUUACUUGACUUGCACCCCUGCCUGAGGGCUGCAAAGGGUUUGGAGGUUCUCAGCAAAAUAGGAAAACAUAUAUACAUCUUUCCUACCCGCCCCCCCCCUUUUUUUUCUAAAUUGGUUUGAUUUACUGUAACUCUUCUCAGUGAUGGUGAAAAGCUUUUGGGAAUGGGUAGUGUAUGUGGGGAAAGCUCCAUUUGGGCUUUCUCCAGGUUGACUGAUGCUGAGAUGGGGAGCAGGAGUAGGGGAAGGCAGUAGGCCUCGCUGUCCUUUGUCACUAUUAAAGGUCUGUAACUAGCCCAUCCCAGUACACAAUGGAACAGUAUGGGGUGAUAAGGACAUUUCCUUUCUCACUGCCUAGGUGAGCUGAGGAACCAGGUGAACAUCAGCUCUCUGGAAAGGUGAAGAGGUGCCAGCUACUGCUGUUAAUCAGAAGGAGGCAGUUUGCUUUGGGAUUUGAGUUGGAAACACCCAGGCUUCAAUCUGGACCCGGCUCCUUGCCUGUUUCAUGGGCUUGGGCAGGUAGCUUUACCUUUUCCCCCUAGCCUCAAUUUCCUCAUCUGUGAAAUGGGUGAAAUCACACUUACUUUACAUCUCCUUUGCCUUCUCUAGUGGAAGGAAAAAAGAUGUCAGCUGUUCAGUUACAAACUGCUGCCUGGGCCUUUCAUUCUCUGUAGAAUGGUUCCAGACCAGGGCAUCAUCAGAGUUCACCUGUGGAUUUUUGCUCUCCUGGAGAUGAAAUUCCUUUCAAAAGAGAUAGGGGGCGAUAAGAGGAAAUGCCUUUCACCAGAACCUCACAUAUGUCAGAGCUUCAUAUUUAUAGAA
Cervus elaphus (red deer) is the source of this 2886-nucleotide messenger RNA. RefSeq names its product V-set and immunoglobulin domain containing 10 (gene VSIG10). Gene Ontology annotation, cellular component: cell-cell junction. Gene Ontology annotation, molecular function: cell adhesion molecule binding. Lineage: Eukaryota; Metazoa; Chordata; Mammalia; Artiodactyla; Cervidae. The record is from RefSeq and is a predicted model, not a curated record. Gene Ontology annotation, biological process: cell-cell adhesion. The transcript has 9 exons. Bases 376 to 1992 code for a protein of 538 amino acids.